CUCGAGUAUAAAAAUCUGACCCACGCGUCUCCGUAGAAUCGACGCAGCAAGAUGUCUACCAAGCUAAUCCAAGUGACCCUGUACGAUAUUCCAAACAAGCUUCCGGACUCUCCAGGGUCUGCAAAUACGUGGCGAACGAGAUAUUCCCUAAAUAUGAAAAAAGUACCAUAUCAAACUGUUUAUGUCGAACUUCCCGACGUCGAAGCCCUCGCCAAGCAGAUUGGUGCUGCUCCUACUGGCACCAGACACGACGGAGUCACGCCCUUGUACACGGUGCCCAUCAUCCAGGACCACGCCACUGGCGCCGUCGUAUCAGAGUCUGCUGCUAUCGCAGCAUAUCUCGACAAAACAUAUCCUUCUGGACCUACACUUGUCCCUGCCGGAACAAUGCCACUACAGCUCGCGUUCCGCGACGCGGUGUCUGACGUACUAUUUGGUCCAUUUCGCGGGUUCGUGAUCGAAGGUAUCAUGCCAAAGUUGACCGAUAGGACGGCAGAGUAUUGGAAGGGUAGGUUAGCGAGGCAGGGGGUGAGCCUUGAGGCCUUGUUUGAUGGGGACAAGGUAAAGGCGUGGGAGAAGGCCAUGGCUAGUUUGAGGACACUCGACAAGUGGUUCGAAGGGAACGAGGGGCCAUUUAUUAUGGGGAGUGAGCCGUGUUUUGCGGAUGCUGUUCUCGCAGCGUUUCUGAGGCACUGUCGGAUGGCUUUGGGGAAAGACAGUAAGGAGUGGAGAGAUGUUGGCAGCUGGAAUGGAGGGAAGUGGGUGAAGUACCUGGAUAGCUUUUUGCCAUACGAAGCUAUUCUUUGAUAUUAUUGUUCUCGGUUUCAUAGUACUCGUUCGUGUCCUGUAAAAGGUUGUGUAAAUCCAUUAACCGUGGUCUACUAAGGUUGGGC
Guyanagaster necrorhizus is the source of this 893-nucleotide messenger RNA. RefSeq lists its product as uncharacterized. Lineage: Eukaryota; Fungi; Basidiomycota; Agaricomycetes; Agaricales; Physalacriaceae. Bases 52 to 807 code for a protein of 251 amino acids. Gene Ontology annotation, cellular component: cytoplasm. The record is from RefSeq and is a predicted model, not a curated record. The transcript has 2 exons.